AUGGCUCAACAAAUCAAGCAACAGCCAAAAGUGAUUAUUAUUGGCGCAGGGUGGGCUGGCCUGGCUGCAGCAAAAACGUAUCUACAAGCCAACCCUGCUAUCUCUCUAACGAUCCUGGAAUCAGAGUCCACAGUAGGUGGCGUGUGGUCCAAGUCAAGAUGCUAUCCGGGCUUCAUAGCGGAUGGCCCCGUGGGACUAUUCGACUUUAGUGACCUGCCAAUGCCCGGCGUGGUUGGGCUCAAGGACUGGGAUGAAUUGCCUGGCAUAAAAGUCCAUGAGUAUCUGCACGAGUAUGCUCGAAAGUUUCAUCUUCUGGAGCGAUGCAAAUUUGGGUACCGAGUCACGAAUGUUCGCCGAGGAGCAGGAGAGAAAGGAUGGAUCGUCGAUGCUCAAAAUACCGGCGAUGAUGGAAAGCAGAUUUCGCGGACUUUCGAUUGCGAUAAACUAAUUGUUGCCACGGGGAACUUUUCGAAUCCUAAAUAUCCUGACGUGGCGAUGGCUGAGUUCAAGGGUCUGGCAAUACACACCAAAAACAUCGGGCAGCAGUAUGAGGCUCUUCUUGCAGCAGACGUUGAGAGUGUUGCAAUCUACGGAGGCGGAAAGUCAGCUAUCGAUGCCGUCAACCUCUGCAUCGAAGCUGGCAAGAAAGUGCACUGGAUUAUCAGCGACAAAGGCAACGGGCCCAACAUGAUGUUCAGUACUCGAUUGAAAUGGGGCUAUCACGUUGGCCAGUUUGUUGGAAGAUGGAAGGAUGUAUUUUCAGUCAGCAUCUUCAGCAUCGACACUUUCUUUGGAAGAUUCUUCUACAGCGGCAAGAACAAGCUGGGGACGUGGCUCAUUGGUAAGUUUUGGUCUUUUGCGACGAAGAAGACGAAAACGGGCGGACUCUAUGCAGACAUGACGGACGAAAACAGGCAAAAGUUGUUGCCUGAGAGUAACAGUGCCUUGUUUUCGGCGGCUGGAGGCGCAGCUUUGCACAGCUGUCCCAAGUUCAUCUCAGAGUUGAGUAAACCAGACGGUCUCCUCACAGUUCAUCGAACGCGUAUCACGUCUGCUCAAGACCAAAUUCUUCAUCUCUCUAAUGGCAAAACCAUCAGCUGCCAGGCUCUGGUGUUUGGUACGGGAUGGACAAGUUUACCUAAGCCUGCGGUGCUUGAAGACGACGUCUCAGCGGAAUACUGGCAAAAGCUUCAUACGAGAGCCGAUGCUGAUGUAUUAUCGCUUUUACCAAUUCUUAAAGAUUCUCCUGGAUUCAAGACAGCAGAUGCCCUAACGCCAUAUCGUCUAUAUCGAUACAUGCUGCCUUCAUCAUUAGCCGCGGCAGAUGACCACUCUCUCAUCUUUCUAGGAUAUUUGAUCAGUAUUCAAACUCACAUCCUUAGCGAAGUCUCUGCUCUAUGGGCAAUCUGCUGGCUUGAGAACCUCGUUGACCUGGGCAUUUCGAAGAACAAGGAAGACAUAGACUAUGAAAUUGCAAAAGUAAAUGCGUUCAGCUUUCGGAAGAACUUAUCCCAAGAACCAAGUGCUGGUAGCGGGAUUCAGCAUUUCAUUGACUUAUUAAUGAAAGAUAUGGGACUAAAGCCAAAACGAAAGGGUGGUUUAGGAAUCAAAGACACCUUUGUCCCGUACAGAUCUCAGGAUUAUCUAGGUAUUGUGGAUGAGAUCCUGCGAAGGUCAAAGGCGUGA
Trichoderma breve is the source of this 1686-nucleotide messenger RNA. RefSeq names its product pyridine nucleotide-disulfide oxidoreductase domain-containing protein. The record is from RefSeq and is a predicted model, not a curated record. The transcript is spliced from 5 exons. Bases 1 to 1686 code for a protein of 561 amino acids. Lineage: Eukaryota; Fungi; Ascomycota; Sordariomycetes; Hypocreales; Hypocreaceae.